Monopterus albus (swamp eel) is the source of this 2404-nucleotide messenger RNA. It is a transcript of the gene smpd2b, whose product is annotated as sphingomyelin phosphodiesterase 2b. The record is from RefSeq and is a predicted model, not a curated record. The transcript is spliced from 12 exons. NCBI's taxonomy places the organism in Eukaryota, Metazoa, Chordata, Actinopteri, Synbranchiformes, Synbranchidae. The coding region runs from base 366 to 1700 and encodes 444 amino acids. Gene Ontology annotation, molecular function: sphingomyelin phosphodiesterase activity.
GGACUCAAACCGGAACAACGUCUUUAAAAUGAAAUGUAGUUGGAACUAAAUGACUGUUGAGCCUAUUUGAAACCUGCUUUUGCAAUAAAGUAGGCUAUUCACAGUUACUAUCAUCUCAUUGAGGCGUAUUCUACCGUAAUAUAUGUACUCGAGAUUUCUUAUCACAGAUUAUCGGACGCAAACAGAAAAUCGCUUAGCACAGGAAGUCGUUGAAUAUCGCUCGCCAAAACAGACAUUACAGAAACUGUUCAUCAACGGUUCAGUUAACUUCAGUCGCCGUCAGCAGGUUCAUGAGGUGCUGUCCCAGACAUCUACCCUGAUCUGACUCUCCAUCGUCACAUCUACUGACCUACUGAUCUGACAGCAUGGUUAACACAGACUCUGUCAGUGUCCGGGUCUUCUCUCUGAACUGCUGGGGCAUACACUACCUCAGCAAACACUGUUCUGAGCGCUAUGCCAUGAUUGGAGAUGCAUUGUCCAAGGAAGAGCAUGAUAUUGUCUUACUGCAAGAGGUGUGGAGUGAGAAAGACUACCAUUCCUUAAAAAAGAAACUUGCCUGCACUCAUCCUCACUCUCAUUACUUUAAAAGUGGAGUCAUAGGGAGUGGAAUGGCCAUUUUCUCCAAGCACAGAAUCCAUGACACGUUUCUUUAUCGCUACUCACUGAAUGGUUAUCCUUACAUGGCUCACCAUGGAGAUUGGUUCGGAGGCAAGGCUGUUGGGAUGGCCGUCUUAAACAUUGGCAGCCUGGUUGCAAACGUCUAUGUCACUCAUCUGCAUGCGGAGUACUGCAGAGAGAAGGACUCUUAUCUACCUCACCGAGUGGUUCAGGCCUGGGAGCUGCAGCAGUUCGUUCGCCACACCUCUGCUGGAGCAGAUGUGGUGAUUUUAGGUGGUGACCUCAACAUGCACCCUCAGGAUCUUGGUAACAGGCUACUAAGGUCUUACACUGGACUCCGAGAUGCCUAUUUAGAGACUGAUGUGUUUGAUGGCUGUGAGAAUGGUAUUACUUUAAUUGCUGAAAACCCUUUUAUUAAUAAAAGGGAACUUGUCCCCUUUGAGCAGGGAAUCCGAAUUGACUACAUCUUGUUCAAGGGUUCUUCCAAAACUAAGAUUUACUGUGAUUCCAUGUCCACCACCAAAGGGUCUGUCCCUGACCAUCCUUUCCCAUACUCCGACCAUGAGGCUCUGACUGCUGUACUUAGGCUGGAGCCACACACUCCAAACGAGACUGGAAGGGGUAUGCAGUCAAAAGAUCAGGACUCUGCUGCAGAGAAGAAGUUGGCCGAGCUGGUCGACAUUGUGACAGAGGCCCGCACUGAAGUCAAAGUGGGCCUGCACUGCGCUGAGAGGAUGCGCUACACAGUAGCACGCAGUGGACUGAUGGGGUUGGCUUUGCUGGUCCUGGAGCUGGCCAUUGCGGCUGUGCCGUGGUUGGCGCUGGGCGAAGAGCAACCUUUCCCCCGUGUGUCCUUCUACCUGCUGGCUGCACUAUGCUUCGCCAUCCUGCUGACCGCUAUUCUGCUGUACAUCUUCUACACCAUGGAGCUGAAAUCUCUUCAGGGGGCUGAAGACCAGAUGAGGCUAGCUGUAGGAGGUCUGCAAGAGAAGCUUAGGGGCUUUCCUGUAGCUCAGCCUCACAACACCCAGUGCAGGCCACCUGAGGGUCAGGAUCCCAGUGCUGUUGACCCAGUGGAAUAAUGAGGGAGGCAACUGGGUCAGAGUGGGUUCAGUGAAAAGCUCUAGAAAUGAGCUCUAAGGUGGAUUUUUAAUGGAGUUGCCACUCCUCUGAAUGUGUUUUCUGUUCUAGAGAUUUGUACUGAUUAAGGAUCUAAACUGUAAUUGAAGAAGGGUCCACAUAGUAUCGCAGGUCACAAUCAUGCUUUGACAUUUUUAUGCUUUUUAGAGACUUGACCCCUUUUUUUUAAUGCACACUCUGUACCUCCACAAAUAUGCUUCCUAGUACAUAGUCAGUGCUACUGCUGUAAAGGUCAUAAAUGUGGCCAUUUGUGUUUCUUAAGCCCCACGUCCAACUUGCAUUCCACUCACCCAUCAGGACCAGUUUGUUUUUUGAUUUGAUGCUUCUCCUUCGUGAUUUGGAGAGUCCGCCACACAGUCGUAGUGGGCCCAGACAGAUUGCUGAUUUACUUGAUGUGCGCAAAUACUAACAGAACUUAACAAACACUGAAGGUUAUAGGUUUACAUUUAAAUGAAAAGUGUUGUUUUUCAGAUCACUGAGAGUUUCCAACUGCACAUAAAGACGAGGAUCCUCAUGCACCAGCUUAAUAUGCUGUAGUAAAAGGGACAAAGUACAGUUCCUGCAUUUGUCAAGUUCACUCUCAUGUGCUGUAAACUGUCUUUAUAUUGGAGGUAAUCUACACUCCUCUUUCCCAAAGUAUAGGAGU